GAGCCAACUCAGUAACCCCUCCUUAUCAAAACCACCCUGCGUCUCUCUCAUCUCUCUCUCUCUCUCUCUACAAAACCCAGAGAGAAAACCAAGAAAAAACAGUCCAAAAACCCAUCUUUACAAACUAAUCACUUAUUAUUAUCUUCAUCUUCUUCCUCUAUCCAAACCGAUUUGAAACAAAAAAUGUCACACACAAUCUUCCAAACAGCACAAAUCAUGCCAAUAAACCACACCCACCUGACACCCACCACCAAACUCUUAUCAUCAUCAUCUCCUAUGAACCCCCUGUUACCUUUUUCUAACCAGCGAGCUGUUCCGGUGAGCCGGAGGGGUUUGGUGGUGAGGAAUUCUUCGGCGGUUGUUGAUGGAGAUGCGGUGGCGGGACUUGAACGGUGUUUUAAGAUGACUCCGCCGGAGUAUGGUGGUGGAGAUGUGGUGGCUCAUGGGCCGGUUAUGAAGGGGCAGUAUGGUGCGUUUGGUGCGGUCACGUUGGAGAAAUCCAAGCUGGAUAUGACUCAGAAACAGACCAAGUCUAGUCCUGAGCUGGCAAUUGGAGGAGGUGGCGGCAAUAUUGGGAAGAGCAUAAAUUUUGGUGGUGGUGAUGGAGGUGAUGAUGAUGGUGACGACGACGAUUACUUUGAUGACUUUGACGAUGGUGAUGAGGGGGAUGAUGGUGGACUCUUUAGGAAGCGGAUUAUUUUCCCCGAGUUAUUUGAUCGGAAGUUUCUCGAGGCUGUAUUGAAUGAGUGGCAGAAGACAAUGAUGGAUUUGCCAUCUGGACUCCGCCAAGCCUAUGAAAUGGGUUUGGUGAGCUCGGCCCAAUUGGUAAAAUAUAUAGCCAUGAAUGCGAGGCCAACAACUUCAAGGUUUAUCUCACGGGCUCUUCCUCAAGCACUGUCUCGGGGUUUCAUUGGCAGGAUGAUUGCAGACCCUGCGUUUUUAUAUCGGUUCCUCUUAGAACAGGCAGCUACAAUCGGUUCCUCAGUAUUAUGGGAGGUUAAAAACCGCAAAGGAAGGAUAAAGGAGGAAUGGGAUCUUGCUCUGAUUAACGUGCUUACUGUAACCGCAUGCAAUUCUAUUGUCGUUUGGUCCCUCGCUCCUUGUCGUUCAUAUGGAAAUACUUUCCGGUUCGAUUUGCAAAACACUUUGCAAAAACUUCCAAAUAAUGUUUUCGAGAAAAGCUAUCCCAUGCGGGAGUUUGACAUGCAAAAAAGAGUCCAAUCGUUUUUCUACAAGGCUGCAGAGUUGUGUAUGGUUGGUUUAACCGCAGGGGCCGCACAAGGUGCUCUGACAAACCUUGUUGCGCGGAAAAAAGACGGAAGAUUAUCUGUGACGAUUCCGUCUGUGAGUACUAAUGCACUCGGUUAUGGAGCGUUCCUUGGUAUUUAUGCAAAUUUGCGUUAUCAGCUUCUAUGUGGAUUUGAUAGAGCUAUGGUCACCCAGUUUGAUGUUAUUGGGGUCGGAUUGGCUUUCAGCACAGCCUUGAGAAUCAUGAAUGCACAACUAGGAGAGACAUCAAGACUAGCCUGGCUCGGGGUGGAGGUCGAUCCAUUAGCCCACUCAGACGACUUACUGAAACAAGCGUACAAUAGGCCAUCUGAAACCGUCAACAACACUUCUCCAAAAUGGUUCAUAUCCAAGAAUCCUGUAACUUCAGGGCUCGGGCUGCUUGGGUUUAAGCAGGACCAAAGUCAAACCACCACCGAUGGAGCAGCACCGCCUCCAAAGGCCCGGAGAAAGAGAAUCGUGAGGAAAAAGGUCACAACCUGAGUGCUUGACCCGGUUGAGUCAACUCAUUUUUGUUCCCUGAGGGGAUACGGGUGUAGUAUGUGAUUCUGGUGGUGAGGGGAAACUGUAUUUUGACUUGACGGGACCGAAACUGUUUAGGAUGCACCAGUAAACAAACCAUGGAAUUUUUGUACCCCUCAUUGCUUGAGAUUUUAUAGCAACUGGAAUGGAAUUGAAGUGUGAGUUUUGAACAAAUAGUUACAUAUUUGGAUCUGCCUGCUCUUAAAUUAGGGUCUCAUCAGUGUUAUAUCAAUUAACAGAAUUUUUGUACAUUCGCUAUA
This is a messenger RNA of Helianthus annuus (common sunflower), 2069 nucleotides long. RefSeq names its product protein RETICULATA-RELATED 1, chloroplastic. The record is from RefSeq and is a predicted model, not a curated record. Lineage: Eukaryota; Viridiplantae; Streptophyta; Magnoliopsida; Asterales; Asteraceae. Gene Ontology annotation, biological process: plant organ development. The transcript is spliced from 8 exons. Gene Ontology annotation, cellular component: chloroplast inner membrane. Bases 184 to 1770 code for a protein of 528 amino acids.